AUGGGGGAUGGCCUUCUAGACUUCGUCAUCAACCAUGUGUUCAUGCCGCCCAAGUUGCCCCAAGAGGCGGAUGAGAGUCCGGAGCGCAUAGAUUUUCUUUUGUCGACCAUCCGCAAGAGCAUGAAGCUUUACAGACAGCAGUAUGCUGCGCCUGAGCACCGAGCGUUGUGGGAUUCAUUGUUGAAAAUGGUGGGUACAUUGCGCCGAAUCAACAUAGACCCGGAGGUUGGAAUCAGCGAAUGCAUCAAAAGAAGGAGUUCUGGAGACACCAUCGCCAUUUUCAUUCGUGCUCAAAACGCCGGUGUGAUCAUCCGUUGUGGCGAGGAGGAAACAAUAUUCGAGAAUUUUGAAGCUUCGCCAACGAAUAGAGCCGUGAUGGGUUGCACAGGGAAGCUUGUCCGCUCCUUUCCCGGGCCCGCAAUUGCCAUCCGAAACAACGUUAUGCAGGAUCCGGAUUUUCUAGAAGAAUUGGCUGCAUUCCUUACUGAGAUGAAUGGUGAUCAACGGGAGGAUGAGGACCUGAUGGACGACGAUCAAUCGCUAGGUGAGGACACAGUGGACGGCGAUCAACGGCAUGAGGACACAAUGGACGGCGAUCAACGGGAGGACGAGGACGAAAUGGGCAGUGAUCAAACACAGGAUGAGGACACAAUGGGCGGUGAUCGAUCGCAGGAUGAGGACGCAAUAGAUGGCGAUCCACUGCAGGAUAAGGACACAGUGGACAGUGAUCAACCGCAGAAUAAGGGAGAACACGGGAACCGCUCGUUCUCGUUCGCGCCCCGACGGCGAUGGGAUUCCAAGAAUAAUGACACACCUCAUCCCAAGCACGUCACCGAAUUGCUGACCGGGAUACUCCGUGGACUAGGAGAGCCUUCCGACAUUCCUCGCAUCCAGAAGAGGACAUCGGACGAUGUUUUGCGGGGAGAAACCGCUUCUGUCCCAUGGCGGCGCAGCUCCCUCUGGCUCGUUGUUCGCGUCGCGUUGCAAACUACGAUUCAUCGAGGCACUUCGAACAUGAAGGAAUACAAGUCUUUUAUGAUACUUCUUCUGGUCGAGAUUCUGCGCAGCGGUGUUGAGAACCGUUUACCGGGACAUAUCCUUUAUUGCAUGCGUGCCAAACUUAGCCGCCGACUCUUUAAAAUCCGACCAUGGGCAGCUCCGUCUCUGGUCACACUUGUGCACGAGGUUGCGCUUGAUACUGAAGGACUGCUCCAAGAUCGAUGGAGGAGCAUCCAAGACGCGCAGAUGCGAGCACCUAAGUGGGCACCAGACGAGCUAGAUAUUAUUGGGGACACUAGCCUCAACUUGAAAAAUUGCAGAUCUCACAUCAGCGCCGCUUUUAUCUCAGGGAUUUCCGCCAAUCGCAAUGCUACGUUCCAACCACAUCAUCAUCCACGUUCAUCCAAUGAUCUCUUUGACGACGAACCUGGGAGUUUUUCAGCAGCAGUAGAAGCCAAUGGGUUUGUUGCGCUUUGGGAUUUUGAGCGUUGCGUAAAAGAUCGCAUUGACGAAUGGGUAUCUCGGCAAAUCUCUGACCAGAAUUGUGAAAGUGCUUGCGACUUAAUCUCUCGUUAUAUGACGACAUACGCCGAAGAGGCCGGGAAACUGUAUGAAGAGGCUCCAGCGGAACAGUCCAUCAUGCUCCUCACACUUUUUGAGUUGUGGAUGGCACUCGACAUUCUGGCAAUAACUGGUUGUCCCCUCUUGAAGGAUUAUUCGCCUGAGGUUCCACUGACUCUAUAUGAGGGCCUCCUGCUUUCGAAAUCCGAGUCGUUGGCACGCAUCUCGAAGAUCCAGACGUACCUGCGCAAGCGCUAUCACGAAGCUGGUAGUACCCCUCGAUCAGCUUUCUCGGAAAUUGUCGAUGAGGAGACUUUCGCAGUCAGAUUUUUCGAGUCGUCUCCAUCACUCCAGAAUCUUAAACGCACCAUAGAGGAACAAGCGUGGACGAGCGAAAAACUUCGCGAGCUUCACUUGCUAAAUCUAGAAUAUAGAGGAAUGAUGAAACGAGCAGAUACGACUUUGAAGGAGGCAAACAUAAAAUGCUAUUACAAAUGGCGGGCAAGAGCCCUGAAGACGGUUAUUCGUGAAUGGCCUCUACCAAAAGAACCGGUGCGAGCCAAAGUCUUUGUGUUUGAACGAGCAGUUCCUGUGGUUUUCAGGGCUUGGAGGGAGACAACUUAUUGGCUUCUCCGUGACAUCUGUACGCCGGAAAAAGGAAGAUGGCUCACGAGGUGGGAAGGGUAUGCCCGUCGCGACCUUCCUUCCAAGCGUCCCGUUCCGAAUCCCCAACACCGAAUAUCGCUGGUACCGGAGUUGAGAAUCCUAGACAACGAACUUGGUAAUGUCUGCGGCACGUAUACUUCUUCAUGUCGGCUGUGGGACAAUAACUAUCUUGGAUGGGUAUAUCCUCCAUCUAGCGACUGCGGUCUGAGUCAUAGAACAUCCGUGUGGAUAUCGAGAAAGUCGCCAUAUGCUUCCUUGGACCGCUUUGCACAGGGGACGUCCCACACUUCAAACGAAGUUCUUGCAAGCCAGCAUCAAUGUCCUUCUUCGCUUCGCUUACGUAGUUUCAUCGCCUUCGGUUCGUUGCGCGCUGGGGCCGGGUUGCAGUGGUACAAUAUUGCCCGAGAGAUUCCCUCCGAAAAUCUGAGUUUUCAGAGCGAGGAGGUUUGCGACCUCAUCUCUCGGGCCGUGUGGCAAAUCGGAUGUCUUUCUGAUGAUGGUGUUUGGGAGCACCACCAAGUUCUACGAGAGGUGCCAUUCGGUAAUGCGCUAUUGGAUGUCCUUGAACAAUUGGGGACAGAUAUAGAGGGGGACUGGCGCCAGGGUAUCACAGCACUGACCAUCACUACGCUAGCUUCUCGACUGCUGGCCUCGGCUGUGGCACCAUCGAUCAUCAACAAAACGUAUAAGCUGCUUAGAAAGAUACGAGAUACCACUCAGCGCUGGUUGCAUGAACUUAUGGCACUUGAAUCCCACGCCGAAACCGAAGCUGAACGGGAAAAAUAUCAAGGAGCAAUAUGUCCUUUGGCCGCGAUUUGUAGGAGCUCAUUUGAUGUCGAUGCCCACCAUGCUGGGUCACUCCUUCGAACUCCAGGAGAUGUCGCCAUAUUCAUCGAAUGUGCUAUCAUUCUUUAUAGCCACUCUCCCCAAGAAACCCUUACUGACGCCGAACCUCAUUUACGUCGGUUACUCCUCCGAGACAAGCGCCUGUCCUGCAGCAUGGAAGAACUUCUUAUUACUCUCAUCCAAGAAAAAGGAAUCAUGCUAGGUGUCAACAAAGGAAUAUCAAGUGUUUGGAAUGCCAUCGAUCCGACAUGUUUCUGGACAAGGUUACCAAAACCUAACGAUCGUUGGUUGACCACCACCGUAAAUGGUCAAAGGACCCAAAAUGUUCAUUUCAACGUAUUAAGUGGCGCUUUGCUCAUUGAUGGAAAACCACCUGGUCGAUUGCCAUCUGACAUCCGUGGGCAUUCGAUAUAUAAGGAACUCUUUGGUGCAAGAAACCCAGAUGCUGUUCCAUCGGAUAUUGAAGACAUGGACUAUGUUACCAAAGCCCAUAUAUCCUACAACUCUCAACUCAAGACCAAAGAUGUGGAUGAGCCAAUUCACUUUGGGUGGCGAGAUGGAAGACUCAUUCUACGAAGCAGAAGCCCUACGCUCGACGGGAAUAGCUAUCGGAUCCUGGAAUUGUUACCACGUGAAAUAUUUCAAGGUGAUCUCCCGUCUACUUUAGUCGACGAUUAUUUUCAUUGGAUGGAGCUAUCGACUUGUCAAAUUGAGCUGCGGCCUAAGAAGACACCCUGGACAACCUCCCGAUCGAACUGGCACCUCCGUCGUACUGCAUGCUCCACGUGGGUCAUGGACCAAGGGUCCUCUGUCAGACUAGUUGACUGUCAAAGCCACACAGGGGAGAUGAUUUGUGCCAUGCUUCGUCCACUUGAACCUGAAAAUAACAUUCUUAUCACAACGGCAAGGUCGUCGAUUCAAGAACUGCGCGUCGAUCUUCCCCGGUUCCAGCUCUCCUUCACCCUGAAAGGUGGAAAGCUCCAUUCAUUAAACUUUCCGGGUUUCGAAGUAGACAGUAACCAAUCAACAGGCACAAUGCUGGGCCUCCGCAGUCAGCUGGUUUUGCGUUGCAGCGGAGAUCUCGCUCCUGGUCUGGAGCUUAACUAUUCGAGGCGCGUAAUAAUCCCGGCUGGGGAAGUAUCCAUUGCAAAUGACGGUGAGCACGUCACUGUUACGAUUGAUAACCCGAGAUCAUCACGCGUCAAAUAUUGCGAUUAUGACGUUGAUGUCUUACUGGGUCGUCUGGUUGGAGAUGGGAGCUUGUUCAGCACAUUAUUCCAGGCAAUUCUUCAUGCCGUUACUAGUUACUGCUUGCCCGAUCCUCUCACGUCAUUGUCAGGAGUUGAGGAAGCAAUCCAAAUCCUUCGAUCAGCACGUUGCAAAUCGUUCCAAAGCCUUGGUGACCAGGAGCGGCAGCUUCUGCGCCAGUUAUCGGCAUUAACGCCCUCAAGCGACCGGACGUGGGAAGGAGCGCAUCGAAUUGCCUGGAAUAAAGCACUUAGUCCGCUUAUCCAACACGAUGCUUUCCGGGUUGAAACUCGAUCUAUUUUGGCAUGGAAUGACCAAAUGCGGGUCUUUGAUCCUUCCAUACCAAUCAGAAACUUGACAAGGAAUGGUGGGGAAGACCCUUAUCUUUCCCGUGCCGGAUGUCGCAAUGCAAUCUGGUACGGCUCUGAUCUUCCAUGGGGCAUGCGGGGUGUAGACGAGACAUAUGAAUCUAGGGAUGCUGGCAAAGGGCUCGAUACUGCCCGUAUUCGUGCUGCAUCGAAUGUCACUAGUUUGGUAUACCAUUGUCCUCGUCGGCUAAAAACCCCCAAAGAUCUUUUGUCUCGCGUUGAAUCGUGGACGAGGGAGAUCAGAGGUUCAUCCCCCAAUGACUUGUCGGAUAUGCGUUUGGGAUUCAGCAAGGAAUGGCUGUCGCUGAACAUGCCAGACAAAUGGAUAUCUUUGUACAAUGCGUGUCGAACAGAGGGAUGGGGAAACCGUACUCGUUUCAAAAUGUUGUUUAGUCUUCCAGCACUGGGCUACUCUAAUCCUUCAUGCGGGGAUUUGGUCCCUGCCUUACUUGCAUUCACACGCUACCCCGAGUUCCGUUCCAUUGAUCCGCCACCGUGGCCUCGAUACAAUUUCACCAUGGGUUAUAAACCUGAUGCGUCCGAACUCGAUAAUGCCAUCACGGCAUUGAUUGAAGACGCCCCACGAGAUUCCCGACCAUAUUCUCAAGUUCCUUUUCUUGUCAAAAAUUUUAUCGCUCAAUGGGAUCAUAAACCUACAAGAGUGCCAACAUUACCAAGUCCGCCAGAUGGCGAUGUGUGGCUGAUCAACACUUCUCAGACGAUGACCGAGGUGACUAGCUUGUUUGAAUCGUGGUUCAGAAACCGGGAAUUACGCCAGCACAUUCGGGCAGUCCAAACGGUAUUGGACAAACACCGGACUUGGACUUCAGAUGCUCCGGUUCUACCGAUAUAUUCGUUCAAGACCUCCUUGCAACUUUCAGAAGUGAAACCGUCCAUUGUAUCGUACAGUGACGUCUUUCUCCGACAACCUCCGAUUCUUGCGCGUACACCUUCCCCUCUGAAAACGAAAAGAUGGUUGACGAUCAAAUCGUCUUCGGAACGCAAUAAUAUCAAAGCUCUCGUUUCAACUCUUCGUUCAUCCCACGAUCCGAUAUCCCAGAAAUAUGGGGCUGAUCUCGAGGCUAGUCGCAAUGCAUUGCAUCAUGACAUACAAACCAGCGUGGAGCAGGUGGAAUCCCUCCAAGAAGAGCUUCAUGGCGAUCACCAGAUGUACCGAUCUCAUCUCUCUCAUGUGUUGGGGCAAAUCGGACGGGCACUCAAUCCAGAUCCUCAGUCAGAGCGAAUACAGGAGGUUAUGCGAGUUGCAGGACUAUGGCCGAAGAGCACCACUCGUUCUUUGCUGCACCACCUAUCAUUCUCAUCCCGUUCAAAAGUUAAAUUAUCCCCCGAAUGGAAGAAUGUCCUCAUUUGCCUUGCCCAGUCCAUACUGCUUUGGCAGCGGUCGGAGAGAUUGGUGAGAUUAGGACCCAAAACCGAUGAAUUUCUGAAGGAAUGUUCAAGUCAUCCUGAUUUGAAUGACAUUUCUGACGACUGGCUACUCGUCCAGAUUGACUCCAAUUUUCUUGCACGCUCUCUCCAGGUUGAUGUUGCGCGUAACAUGAUGUUUCCUCGAUCACAGGAUAACACCAUCCUUCAACUCAAUAUGGGGGAGGGAAAAUCGUCCGUUAUUGUUCCGCUUAUUGCCAUAUCUCUAGCAGAUGGACAAAAACUAGUCAGAGUCAUCGUGCCAAAGCCCUUAGCAAAUCAAACGUUCCAGUCACUGGUCCGACGCUUGAGUGGUUUGGCGAACCGGCAGAUAUAUUGCAUGCCGUUCUUCCGUGCAAUCGCCACGGAGCCGCAUCAUCUUCACCUAUUUCAAAGGAUUUAUCAUGAGUGUAUGGAUGCCGGUGGCAUACUGGUUAUGCAACCUGAACAUGUCCUGUCGUUCAAACUCACGGGCAUUGAACGACGGCUUUCAACGUCCAGGACUUCAAGUGCACUGCUAGGGUUACAGCGAUGGCUGGACGCAAACGUUAGGGACAUUUUGGAUGAGAGUGACGAGAUUCUGGCGGUCAAGUGUCAACUUGUGUACACAGUUGGCACUCAGCAGCCCCUAGGUCCUCAGCCUGUCAGAUGGACUACGGUGCAGCAUGUAUUUUCCAUCCUGCGUAGUAGCGGCCGGCUUCUUCAUCAACUGGCUUCUGAAGGGGGUCUCGAGCUCGAGCAACGAGACGGGUGCUUCCCUCGUCUUCGCAUUCUCAGACAUGAAGCUGGCGUUCAAAUUUUGAAAUCUCUUUUACGUGGAAUAACGCAAGGAGAGUCUCCUGAUCUACCUCCGUUCAGGCUAUUUCAUGGAGGAGUGCGACGAGAAGCAGAGGCUUUCAUUGCCCAGAGGAAUCCCGGAAAACUUGAUGAAUUGCGAAAUCACUGCCGCAGUGACAACGAUCUGUGGAGCGUUUUGCUCCUGCUGAGAGGCCUUUUUGCACAUGGGAUACUUAUGUACAUUCUGAGUGGACGUAGGUGGCGAGUAGACUAUGGACUUGACCUAACACGGUCACUUCUCGCAGUGCCCUAUCGUGCAAAAGAUGUGCCUGCACUGAGAGCAGAGUUCAGUCACCCGGACGUCUGCAUAUCGCUGACAUACCUCAGCUACUACUAUGGCGGAUUGUCUUACGAUCAGCUUGAUAUGUGCUUCGAGCAUAUCAACGAACUAGAAGAUCCUGUAGCGGAAUACCGCAAGUGGAUUAAGGAUAAUUGCUUAGUGCCAGACUUUCUCCGCAAUUACAAUAGUUUCAACCCAGAUGACCGCGAACAAAAGAUCCGGCAUCUCUAUCCAGCUUUCGAAAGGAACCCAUCGACGAUCAACUUCUUCCUCUGUCAGGUGGUUUUUCCGAAAGAAGCCAAGACAUUUCCUCAAAAACUCUCCACAUCGGGUUGGGACAUCGCCGAACGAAGGCAACACGUAACGACGGGGUUUAGUGGCACUAAUGACAACCGCUAUCUUCUCCCUACUUCUAUUCAACAGGAUGACAUCCCUGCGCAAUUGGGUACAAAUGCUAAGGUGUUGGAUUUGAUGCUGCAGCCUGAGAAUGAUCACUACCAAAGUGUGGCCAGCAGCAAGUUUCUGGACGUCGUCGUCAGGGAAACUCCUCAAAUCCGAGUUUUGUUGGAUGUGGGUGCUCAGAUGUUGGAGUACUCCAAUAAGGAAUUGGCAUCGAUAUGGCUUUCGCGAGUCUCGGCAGUAGAUAUAGAUGCUACAAUCUUCUUCUCCGAAGACGACGAAAUCCUCGUUAUCAGACGUGAUGGGGCAACGGAACCGUUCAUCUCAUCGUCGUGCAGACACCAGCUUGAUCGUUGUCUCGUGUACCUGGACGAUUCCCACACAAGAGGCACCGACUUGAAGUUGCCCACCGAAUAUCGUGCCGCAGUUACUUUGGGUCCGAAAGUGACAAAGGAUAGACUAGUCCAAGGAUGUAUGCGAAUGCGCAGGCUGGGUGAGGGACAAUCUGUCUUAUUUCUCGCUCCUCCCGAUGUGGAUCGCAAAAUCCGUAAGUUCUCGAAAAAGAUUCAUGGAGAACGAAUCGGUGUAUACGACGUUCUUUCCUGGUCCAUCAGGGAGACAUGUGCCAGCCUACGGCGUUAUAGUUGUGAUUGGAGAGUGCAAGGCAUUCAUUACAUCGACAGGCAAUGCGCAUGGAAAGCGUUUUGGACAUCCUACAUCCGCCGCUCCUCAGUGUUAGCAAAAUAUUGGUUGAGACCUGAGUUGAAGCCUCUCGAGGAAAUGUAUGGGGUAACAUCGUCUUCCGUGUCAUUGGAACAGGAAUCAUUUCAUCCGGCAGCUGAUUGUCGUGAGAUCAAGCAGAGGAGUGAGGUUUUCUCAUCCUCCACAGAGAGUUGGCUGGUGAGAAUGGCAGAAGAGCAGGAGCGCGAAGUAACCCACGAGCCUGAGCGCACGCUGGAGGACGAAGAGUCGCCACCACCUUUACGGCCUGCCCGCCAUCACCUCCAUCCUGAUGUCGUAUCAUUCGUGCGCGAUGGUCAAAUCCCACUGUCUUCCCGUGCUUUUAUCUCGCUCUUUUCUUCAGUCACAAUCCUCCCUCGGUCUCAGCAAGACACCAAGUGGUCACGCAACCUUCUUGCAACCAGCGACUUCGUCACCACGAUCAAGGGUUCGAAUGCACGGAAAGGCAACGAGUUUCUUCGGCCUGUGAACUGGAUCCUGUCUAGUAUUCACGGAUCAACGCUCGUGGUGUGCAGUCCUUUUGAGGUGAAUGAGUUGCUCCCGCAAAUUCGCCGCAGCUGUAACAUCACGUUGCACGUGUACUCUCCAAGAACAAGUCAGCCGAUGAGGUCCUUCGAUGAUCUCAAAUUCCACACAAUUCCGUCUUUACCGACGACGUGGGCUUACCCAGAGAGGCUCACAGUCUCGCAGCUCAAUAUAUUCUCAGGCCAGUUAUACAUCAACGACUUCGAAACGUAUCUUGAACUUUGCAAUUUUUUGGGAAUCAACACCAGUCAUGAUGGGAGGAACGAAGUAGAAACACAAAGUGAUGGUUUUGUCCUACCCAAGAGGCGUACUGUGGAAAUGAGUUUGGUCUGCCCUUUUGAUAUUAGUCCUCUGCCUUUCAUCCACAGGCUAACGAGUCUCCGGAGGAAGGGAAUGUCCUAUGCCUCUACUCAUCUUGGGCGAAUUGUUAAUGGAGCAUUCAUACAGCCAGAGGAGUUUUGA
Cantharellus anzutake is the source of this 9357-nucleotide messenger RNA. RefSeq lists its product as uncharacterized. Bases 1 to 9357 code for a protein of 3118 amino acids. NCBI's taxonomy places the organism in Eukaryota, Fungi, Basidiomycota, Agaricomycetes, Cantharellales, Hydnaceae. The record is from RefSeq and is a predicted model, not a curated record. The transcript is spliced from 8 exons.